CAACGCAACCUUUGGGUACAAUCAUCUGAAAGACCUACUAAAAUGGACGAGGAGUAUUUCCUAGCUCUAGAGAGGGAAGUAAAUGAGGAAAGAAGGAAAAGGGAGAAAGGUGGACAGAAAACUGUAGUAAGUCACAAGAAGGAGUCGGGGGCCAGGAGGAGCUGCUAUAGCAGGCGGGCACGAACAUUAUUGAAAAACGCCAAAGAGAUAGCAGUAGAAACAAGAUGCUCCGUGAACUUGUCAAUUCGUCCAACAUGGAUGAAGGGAAAAAGCUGGUGCUUCUCCACACCAGAUGCAGCUACCCCAAGAUCAAGAGAUCGGAAUAACCGUGAGACGGAGAGGGACAUUGCUGCGGCAUCGGUAAUGGCAACGCCCAGAAAACGUCAUGCCAUUGUAGAUAACGUUGAUGGGCCCAGUACUGGCAAGCUCAACAAGGAUGCUUGUCGUGUCUGUAACCGCCCAGAGGACAUUGACCUCUGGAUCGGGUGCAGCUUCACAAAGCGAUCCAAAUCUGCUUGCCAGUACUGGGUCCACCAGAAAUGCAUUGGCCUGGCGUACAUGUCUGAAAAGGAGCUGGAGGCCGUUCCAUUCUACUGCCCUCAUCACAUCAAAGACAUUUGAACAUUAUUUUGAAACGUUUGAUUAAUUCUAACUC
This is a messenger RNA of Strongylocentrotus purpuratus (purple sea urchin), 655 nucleotides long. RefSeq lists its product as uncharacterized. Lineage: Eukaryota; Metazoa; Echinodermata; Echinoidea; Camarodonta; Strongylocentrotidae. The record is from RefSeq and is a predicted model, not a curated record. The transcript is spliced from 3 exons. Bases 43 to 621 code for a protein of 192 amino acids. Gene Ontology annotation, molecular function: DNA binding; protein dimerization activity.